UUGGGUUAGAUCAUAACCUUAGAGGAGCAUGUGCGGGUGCCUGUAACAAUUGAAGAUAUCUUCAAAAUGUCCAACUUCAAACUUCACCUUACGCUCGAACAAGCGGAGACUCAAUUUUCUUGUCUGAUGGCAAAACUCGAUCCCGCAGAGUAUAAUUCCUUUUUAACAUUCAUCAAGAAACAUUGGAUCCUACCGGAUUUAGCCAGAGGUUUCAAUACGAUAGGAUUAGAGAAGUUCAAAUUAAGUACGGAGGAUUUUGAUUCAAAAGAAUAUAUAUUGGAUGAUCCUGUCGCUAUAUUGAAUAGCAUUGCCCAAGAUAUCAAAGAGAGAAUACCAUUUGACGCCACGCUUCCUUCAGAGAGUAUAAUAUCCCCAAAGUCUGGAGAGAAUUCUGACUGCGAUCCAAAGGUAACAUUGCACGUCGAUGAAUUUCUCUACACGGAUGACGAUGUGGAUGAAUUGGUUGAAGCUGGAAAACUAAAUAGAUACUUUUGCCAAAGCUGUGGUUCCAAAAACGUGAAACCGUUCAUCUAUAUAUCACAUUCGAUGUCCAAGGAUGGUCUCUAUCACAUAUUUAACAACAUGCUACCUACGCUUGAAGGUAAAACCGUAUUAGACGUGGGAUCUAGACUGGGUGCUGUUUUGUAUGGAGCGUACGUGUACACAGACGCACGAAAAAUAAUUGGUGUUGAAAUGAACGAGGAAUUUUGCAAACUACAGUCAGACAUUAUUCGUAAGUAUGAAAUGGACAAACGGGUAGAAAUAAUGCAUAGUAGAAUUGAGGAUGCCGAGGAUGUGGUGAGGACCAGUGACGUGGUCAUCCUAAAUAACGUAUUUGAGUUUUAUCUAUCAGAAGCAGCACAAAUAAAAAUCUGGAACUUCCUUAGAAGUAACAUAAAAAAAGGCUCGUUGAUAGUAACUCAACCACGUAUCGAAACUACAUUCUCCCAACUGGACACUGGUAUUCAAGUUGACUCGUGGGUUAGGCCUAUUCAAUCAAACGCAAGCACGUCAGAAGAUUUUCAGUUCUUUGCAAGUGAUAAAAAUGACGUUAACAGUACAUUUACCGACAUUGCGUGCUACGAAGUUUUGUAAAAUUUUUUUAUCAGGUUGGGAGCAACGUUCCUGACAAAAUUGAUAUUUUAUGUUUGUAGUAUGUAACACGCUUUGAAUUUUAACGAGCCCAAAAACGUCUGCUAGAUCAAGGAAAAAGCUUGCUUAACUUUUAAACGACUCGGGUGUCCUCGUCCAAAACAAUUUCUCGGUAAUCGGAUGCGGACAAUUCGCUAUAGCUUUGACGUAUGAGUCGUGUUUCAAAAUAUAAAAUUUUUUCCUGUGCAUAUGUUUACGUGUCGCAAAUAUCACGCACGCGCAUUACUUCUUGAAAGAUUUAAUGUGCAAACCCAAAGAGGAUUGCGUAUUACGUGUUUUAUACAUAUACGUCUUUGCACUGCAUGUACCGUGUAUGUACGUUAAUUUAUUUGAAAAGCUGUUAGCGGUUCCAAACCCGAUGACUACUAAAAAAAAAAAAAAAACCCGGAGUCUCGUUCGUGUAUCUUCUUUACAGCAUUAGUCACUUACGCUUAUCCCGAUUUCCUUUAUUGAAUUAUUCAAUAAUAACCGCAUUUGUACCAGUUUAAUUUCCGAUUUAAUAUGUAUGCAUUCAUAAAAUCAAUUGGGCGUAAAGUCUGGCGAUAAGAUGUUCUAAUAACAACUGAAGUAAGGAAGAAAGAGAAAAAACAAAACAUUCCAAUGAACCUCGGUUGAGUGGGUUAUCAGUUUAUUACGUCAAACUGGCUGGAAAACUUAAAAUAAAUCUCUGAGUUAUUUUUGAUGAUAGUUGUUAAUAAUGCUGUAUGAAACGUCUGUUGUAUAUCUUGUAAGGCAUGCCUAAGUUAUCUAUGCACUUUAAUUAUCUACCUAUAAUUACCCAUAAUUGACUGCAUUUGCAGAAAGACUACCGAUGUACCGCAGUUGUUAGUAAUAAAAACAGACACACCUGCGGACUUUGAUUAAAAUCGGUAGAAAAAGGAUUUUACAUUGCGAUUUGUGAAUUGCGUUAGGAAUAAUAAUAAAAUUAGUCGUAAAUAGGGCGAUUAAUUAUCAAUAUUACGAGCUGUGAAAGUAAUUCAUAUGCACACUCAAACUUUGAUGAAUCUUUAUUUUCAAUAAAAUACGAAGCUUUCAGC
Molecule: messenger RNA, 2189 nt
Organism: Diprion similis
Lineage: Eukaryota; Metazoa; Arthropoda; Insecta; Hymenoptera; Diprionidae
Exons: 5
Coding region: 67-1095 (342 amino acids)
Molecular function (GO): methyltransferase activity
Source: RefSeq, a predicted model, not a curated record